Molecule: messenger RNA, 177 nt
Organism: Sphenostylis stenocarpa
Lineage: Eukaryota; Viridiplantae; Streptophyta; Magnoliopsida; Fabales; Fabaceae
Source: the annotation of a GenBank genome assembly
GGUUUCAACAUAACUGCGGAUUCAGGUUUAUCCAUGGCGACCGAACCAAAAGCUGCCACCGACGACGUCAAGAUCGAUCUCUUCGAAGACGAUGAUGAAUUUGAAGAGAUUCUUUGCAAGAUGAAUGGUACUCUGACUAUCGCUAUAAAGAAUGUGGUCACACUGCUUCUUGCCUAG